CUCGGGCUGAAGGGUGACUGUUUACCGAGUGAGCAGAGUUUCUAUGGAACAUUAAGAAGGAAACCAGGAACUGCCGUGACACAAAAACGCCACAUGCUGUUGUGAAAAGUCUGCGUGUCUAAUGUGUUUCUAAGUCAGACUCGUCGGGUUCUUAUUCGUUGAGUUUCACGGGCUGAAAAGAUGCUGCUCGGUGUUGCGUUCACGGUCCUGCUCCUUCUGAUCAGCGGAGUUUCUGCAGGGGAAUUUGAUUUCCCUCCCGUUGAUCUGAAGGAGGAGGACUCGGCGGUCGUAGUGAGUUUCACACAUCCCCUCUGCUUCUACGGAGCGCCGACGCAGACGGAUGGAGCCACGUUUAAAUUUACCGUCUCGACAGAUGAGGCAGAUGUGAAUGGGUCUUGCACGGCGCAACAGAACAUCUGCAAACGUUCUGUCUCGUUUCCGGAGGGCGUGGAGAAGUGCGUCGCGCUGGAAGGAUCGUUUGACGGGAAUCGCGUUGGCGACGUGUCGUACUCGUACAGGGAGACGGGACGCAUCUGUCUCUCCGUCCUGUCGCCAAAAAACGUGAAGCUCAACUGCCAAAAUCUGAACGUCUCAGUCAGCUGGGAGUACAGCGAACAGAAGCCUAAAACCAGCUUCAGGGUGCACGUCGGAGGAUCUGCUGGGCAUCUCGUGAGCGACACCACAGAGCAUCAGUACGAUCUGAGCCACUUCGUCUGGGCUUCUGAGGAGCGCUACUUGGGCUUCCAUUAUGUCACCGUGACGGCCAAAGAGGGAGGCAACCAGUCCGAGUCGAUACCAUCGAGCACAUUCACCUUCAACCAUUUAAAAACGGCUGAAAUAUCCCGUAAAUUAGAUUUCCCUCCCGUGGAUCUGAUUGAGAACAAAUCGGGGGCCACAUUGAGUUUCAUGAAUCCGCUCCUCUUCUACAGAGAGCUGAAGCAAGCUGCCAAGUCGGAUUCUGCCAAGUUUAAAUUCACUGUCUCUUCAAAUGAUGGCGAUUCUGAAGGAGCUUGCACAGCUCAAGAGAAAAUCUGCAAACUUAAUAUCUUGAUCCCCGAGGGCGCGGAGAAGUGCGUAAAAACGCUGAAGGGAUGGUUGUUCGAAGGGAGCGAAGUCGGCUAUGUGGAGUUCAGAGAGAUGGGCCUCCUCUGUGCCAGCAAAUCAAAGGAGGUCCACGUGCUACUGCUUGUUAUACUGCUGUUCGUCUUCGCCAUCGUAAGCAGUGUGAUAAUAAUCGUCAUCUGUAAGGUGAAAGCCUGGACACUGAAUGUGCCGCCGAAGCCAAAGCCUCUGAUCUCACUGCAGCCAAACCACAAGGCGGGGGACCUGAGGUACGCUCCUGUGUCCCGUACAGUCAUCAGCCCCGUUACCCUGACUGACAAACUCUGCAAGAACCCUUCGGUCAGCUCCGGGGAGGAGGACGACCUCCAGGACAGCGGCGUCGAUUCCCGGCGUCGAUUACUCGCCAGGCCGUACGCGGAGGGAGGACUUUCAGAGGGAUACGGGAGACACGAGGACUCUGCGGACGACUCGGAGAAAACUGAGAUUGUUUCGAUGGAUUUGGAGGAGGAGGAGGUGGAAGUAGAGGGGGAGGGGGGGUCGGGCUACGAACGCCGACAUAUUUGCCAGGUGGACAUGGGCAAUGGAGACAUGGCCACGGGUUGCAGCGAGGGGUAAACCAACUGACGAGAGGACUUGAUUUGGGAUUAAAGUUUGUUUUAUUGAUGGUUCUAACUCACUCAGGACUACGGUCACAUGUUCGGGACCGAGUACGCACUCUAGAGCCCGAACAAGUACACUCAGGGAGGUGCUGCCUUUGCUCAAGAGACAUCUCGGAGACAUUCGUGCCUUCUUCUUUCUGACUACACUGAUAAAAAUGCACUGACCUUUAAGGAUGUCGUUGGUUUGCUUUGUGAACUAUUUUUGGAGGAAAUUUAAGGUGGAGCCUGACGCUUCUCUACGAAAUCAAAGAGCUGCAACACGAAGGAUUAAAAAAUGCAGCAAAAAGAAGAGAAUACAGACUCAGAGCGGUGACCUUACAGUCACCUUCCAUCCCGCUGAGCAUCUCUUACCUUUAGCCAGUCUCGGCUCCUGUCAAAAAUACAACCGGUGAGAUUUUCAUCUCAGGAAAAACAAGUUUCACAAGAAGAACCGACCGCAGGUCGUAGAUGUAUCGGUGGUUGUUAUGUGUAGCUGCCAGUCAUGAAGGGAAGUGGCUCCAGGCUUUGUAAAAACGCGACAGUUCAACCAAAUGACACGCCAAAAAAAAAAAAAAA
Anarrhichthys ocellatus (wolf-eel) is the source of this 2276-nucleotide messenger RNA. RefSeq lists its product as uncharacterized. Gene Ontology annotation, cellular component: plasma membrane. The coding region runs from base 181 to 1677 and encodes 498 amino acids. Lineage: Eukaryota; Metazoa; Chordata; Actinopteri; Perciformes; Anarhichadidae. Gene Ontology annotation, biological process: cytokine-mediated signaling pathway. The transcript is spliced from 9 exons. Gene Ontology annotation, molecular function: cytokine receptor activity. The record is from RefSeq and is a predicted model, not a curated record.